UACACGUACCCGUUGGUGAGCUGUCGAAUUUAUACCUGGAGCAGGAUGGCCGAACUGGAGAACAUUUUAAAAGAUUUCGGGGAGGAAAUAAUCAAGAUAUUGAUAGAAUAAUGGAGUUGCAGUGUUUCAAAUGCUCCAAAAUGGUCAGGGUGAAUGGUGUUGGGGACUUCGCCCGUCAUUUACGUUCAAGCCAUAUUAUCAAAAAUGGCGAGAAACUAAUAUGUGCACAAGAUGGAUGUAUGAGGACUUUCUGCUUGAUGAAUUCUCUGUUACGCCACAUCCGUCGUCACCAUACUGCCAAUGCUGUGGAGCAUGCUCCUGCUGAACAUGAUGCUGAGAAUCAAGAAUACAGAUUUGAUGAUGAUGAUGAUGAUAACAAUGACCAUGAAAAUCAGGUUCAUGAUGGUGAAGAGGAUAACUUUGAAGAUGCACGACAAGCUGAAGUGGAAUACAUGGGAAAUUUCGGUUUAAAUGAUUUAAAACGAAUAGCUGCUUCCAUGAUAAUGAAGUUGAAAUCAUUGUCUUCGGUUCCAUAUUCAGCAGUACAUGCUGCCAUAGCUUGUACAAAGACCAUGUUUCGUGACACUAUUUCUUCUCUAAGAUACCGCACACUUUCUGUAAUGCAGAACCACAGGCUUGACAUGAAUGCUGAAGAUAUUGCAGAACUUACUUCUCUUUUUGAGUCUUGCGAAAAUCCGUUUGUUGGCAUUGAAACGCCAAAACAACAGAUGGACUAUAUGAUCAACAAUAUGAAGCUAGUUCCUCCAGUUGAAAGGGCUAUUGGUGUGCGAUAUGACCAAAGGAUGGAUAGACAACUUGGCCAGGAAGUUCAAAAACCUGUGACUGAAACAUUCCAGUAUGUGCCAGUGUUAGAUGUCCUUAAACUGGUUUUGAAUCCAAAAGUGAGGAAGUUAGUAGAAAGUGAAGAGCUUGUUUUACCAGGAUAUCUGAAAGGUUACAAGGAUGGGAUGCAAUAUCAGCAACAUGAAAUCUUCAAAAAUCACCCACAUGCAUUACGCUUUCAGCUCUAUUAUGACGUAGAAGUUACGAAUCCUUUGGGAAGUAAGACAGGCAUACAUAAGCUCGGUUUGUUCUAUUAUACCAUUCAAAAUCUUCCACGGCAUUUGAACUCCUCCAUGAAGAGUGUGUUCUUACUUGCUGCUUGUUACACUAAUGAUCUGAAGAAAUAUGGAUUUAAGAAAAUUUUGGAUACGUUUAUUGAUGACAUGAAGAAACUGGAAAGUGCAGCUGGUGUACAGUUGACCAUAGAUGACCGAGAGAUAAAUGUCCAUGGUACCCUGGUGUCAUUCAGUGGGGAUACAUUAGCUGCACAUGAUGUGCUUGGCUUCUUAAGCCCUUCAGCCAACAGAUUGUGUAGACUAUGUAAAGGUUCGAGGAGUGACAUCCAAAACUACUUUACAGAGAAAGACUUUGAGAUGAGAACAGUUGAAGACCAUGACGAAAGCGUUCAUGUUGCCUUGCAGAGACCACGUGGUGAUUCUAAUACAGGUAUUCGCAAUGAAUGUCCAUUGAAUGUUUUGCAAAACUUCCAUUGUGUAAAUAACUAUAACAUUGACAUAAUGCAUGACUUAGAAGAAGGCGUGUGCCCGUAUGAGGUCAAGUUGUUGCUGCACAGAUUUAUUAUGAUAGAUAAAUUCUUUACUGCAGAGGAGUUCAAUCAGCGUUUAAAUUCUUUCCAGUAUGCUUCUAGUGAUAGGAAAAACAAGCCGUCAACUGUUCAUUCUGACAAAAUCAAGAAUCUCGGAGAUCACAAGCUUGGUCAGAAAGCUGCACAAAUGUGGUGCUUCAUUCGCAUGUUGCCCCUGUUAAUAGGAGAUAGAAUUCCUCUUGGUAAUGCUCAUUACGAACUGCUACUCCUGCUCCUGAGGUGCUUGGAUAUCAUAUAUGCCCCAGUCAUAGCAAUUGCUCACAGUGUCUAUUUGGACCAUUUAAUUCAAGCUCAUCAUUCACAUUUUAAGGCAAUGUUUCCCACCCAACAUUUCAUCAAUAAGCAUCACCACAUGAUUCAUUAUGGAACUUGUAUCAGGAUGUGCGGCCCACUUAUCCAUAUGCAGUGUUUGAGAUAUGAAUUGAACCACACACUUGCCAAGCGUUUAGCAGCUGUUAACUGUAAUUUCAAAAACAUUUCGAAAAGCGUUGCCACUAAGUAUCAGGUACUUCAAAGUGCAUUGUGGUCAGAGGAAGGUGGACCUUGGAUAGAAUUUGAAUGUUUUGGUGGCUACACGACUCCAGUAGCAAAUUUAGAUGGAAAUGAAACUCUGUAUCAAGUACUCGGACUUGCUGAUGAUGCUGAGGUUUUUGUUGCCACUCAUGUGACCAUUUUUGGAACAGAGUAUAAGCCUCAACUGUAUCUACCAAUUGGUUGGCGAAAUGGUAUGCCAGAAUUUGGAAAGAUUACUAGUAUUUUGACUUUUGGAAGUUCUUCAAAUAGUGUGAAGUUUGUAGUUAAAAAGUACAGAAACAUUGGUUUUUCCCCACAUUACCACGCCUAUGAAAUUGAAGACAUUGAAGGAGGGGGCUACGUUAUUUCAACAGUGAAUGACCUUCUACACCACCACACUCCACUCUCUGGUUUGUCAUCUUAUGAGGCCGAUUCACCCAUAUAUUUGUGUCCUCGACAUUCUCUGGUACAACUGUAACUGUCGUAACAAGCCUUCAGAUAAUGACAUUGAUAAAAGCAUUCUGCUGACAAUGAAUGAAUCAGAGCUUGCAGAAAUAGGAGUGAAGUCAUUUGGUGUGAGAAGGAGACUGAAGAUGAAGAUUGAUGAACUUAAGGAAUCAUGCGCCACUACUAGUAAUAACAGUGUUACAGACACAGGGCCAGCAGAUACUCAAGAAUGGGAAGCAGAACCCAAUCCAGUUGCUAAAGUACAGUCAAAGAAAGGUCUCAGGCAUACGUUGCUGAAAGAUAAGGAUGGGAAAGAAUUGGUGGAGUAUCUGGACCAAGGAGGUCCUCUAACAAAUCCCCAAAGACGUUUGUUGGUCAGGUUGGCCGUAGCAUAUCUAGUGGAAAAGUUGGACGGAGAUUUGUGGCCCAAGUCUAAUGAAAAAGAAGCUCUAGCUAAGGAAAUCAUCACAACAUGGGGUCAGUUAAAGGAUGACAGACCUGGACUGAAAGGA
Molecule: messenger RNA, 3141 nt
Organism: Lytechinus variegatus (green sea urchin)
Lineage: Eukaryota; Metazoa; Echinodermata; Echinoidea; Temnopleuroida; Toxopneustidae
Exons: 5
Coding region: 111-2660 (849 amino acids)
Source: RefSeq, a predicted model, not a curated record